Molecule: messenger RNA, 1142 nt
Organism: Suillus clintonianus
Lineage: Eukaryota; Fungi; Basidiomycota; Agaricomycetes; Boletales; Suillaceae
Exons: 6
Coding region: 77-859 (260 amino acids)
Source: RefSeq, a predicted model, not a curated record
AGAAGAUCUUCGUGAUUUCUGACCCCUCCGAAUGUCUAGUAGUAUAAAUACUUGAACAUUCCAAGUACGCAAUACGAUGGCUUGGAUUCAGAAUCAACAGACCUACAGGCUCAUAAACAGUCAGGGAUGCACUGCUGUUGACCUCUCGAAUGAUGAUAACUACACCAUAACCGGAUGGUCUCCCAACGAUGGUUCCAACCAAGCGUGGAUUUUUGAGAAUUACGGUGACGAGAGCGGCUGGCACAUCAAGUCUGCUCGCUCUGGAACAUAUCUUGGAGUUGAAUGUGACCCCCAUGAUGGCACCGAGGUCUUCGCUAUUUCAACCACUUCAACCAAGUGGGAUAUCAAAGAUUCUGAUCUCCAAGGUAUCAAAGGCAUUAGGAUAUCAGUCCAUGGUAUGGAUCUCAGCUUAGAGCUGUCUAACGAUGAAAAUGCAGCGGACGGCACGAAAGUCCAGCUUGCGACCAGCUGGAACGCCGCCCAUCAGAUCUGGGCGGUUACCAAAUGGGUUUGUAUUGAGAACCAGCACAUUUAUGGCCUCAAAAACUGUAAGGCGGGUACUGCCAUCGACCUCUCGGCUACCGAUGACUGCUCCAUCACGGGAUGGUCUCCCCACAAAGGGUCUAACCAGUCGUGGAUCUUCGAGAGCGGUGGAGACCACAACACCUGGUUCAUCAAGUCUCCUCGCUCUGGAAAAUAUCUUGGGAUUGAAGGCGAGAUCUGCAGCGCCAAUAAUGGCACCAAGGUCGUCGCUGUUUCAUCCCCUUUCAAGUGGGAUGUUGAAGAUACUGACGUUCCAGGUGCCCUAGGCAUUAGGUGUGCAUGCCUUUCAUAUGGUGUAUAUCUGGUCGUCGACUAGUUCUGCCCGGUUGUCUUCUACCACCCGACAGAAUAUUGGCCCAUGGUACGAAAUUCAGUAUAGAGCUGUCUGAUCCAGCAGACGGUACGCAAGUUCUGCUUUGUACCGGCUGGAAAAGCGCCCAUCAGAUUUGGGCACUUACCGAGCGUCGCUGAUCAACAAACUACUAGGCUUCGGGCAUGAGCUUGUCGAGUCAUAACACCACACAAUGCCCUAGGUGUAAUACCAUCUGUUCUCUCGUUUCUCAGCUAUAGUUCCUCACAGUACCCACACUUACGCAGUU